This is a messenger RNA of Temnothorax curvispinosus, 1911 nucleotides long. Its product is annotated as putative fatty acyl-CoA reductase CG5065. NCBI's taxonomy places the organism in Eukaryota, Metazoa, Arthropoda, Insecta, Hymenoptera, Formicidae. Gene Ontology annotation, biological process: long-chain fatty-acyl-CoA metabolic process. Gene Ontology annotation, cellular component: peroxisome. Gene Ontology annotation, molecular function: alcohol-forming very long-chain fatty acyl-CoA reductase (NADP+) activity. The record is from RefSeq and is a predicted model, not a curated record. The transcript has 7 exons.
CGCCGCCAUUCGUUAGUUUACCUGCAACUGAUGAACGGUGAACAUCUCUGUCGAGGAUGCCAACGACCCAUAUAAACGACUUACAUAGUUGUGUAGAGCUCGAAACAGAUAUCAAGAUGGAUACGACGAACGCACAAACUAGUUCGGAACACGCACAUGACGAAGUUCACCCGAGGGGAGAUUCGAUCAACGCGUUCUUCGCCGAGAUGGUGAUCCUUUUAACCGGCGCCACCGGCUUUUUGGGAAAAGCCCUUCUGGAAAAACUGCUGCGCUCGUGUCCCCAGGUGGCCACAAUUUUCGUUCUGAUCCGUCCAAAAAAGAACAAGUCUGUCGAGCAACGUCUUCAAGAUCUACUAAACAAUUCCGUUUUCGACAGGAUACGAUCGGAGUUUCCGGGCACCUUGAAAAAAAUCUUCCCUGUAAAAGGUGACGUAGGCCUGCCGGAGCUGGGGCUCCAGCCUGAAGACAGAGACAUGUUGAUACAAAGAGUCAAUAUCGUGUUCCAUAGUGCGGCUACUGUGCGCUUUAACGAGUCGCUGAAGAUAGCCAUUAAUCUGAACACGAUGGGCACCGAUCGUAUCUUGGACUUGUGCAGGCUCAUGACAAACAUUAUUAGCAUCAUUCAUGUCAGCACGGCCUACAGUAAUGCCGACCGACGGGAGAUUGAAGAAUCAAUAUACACGUAAGCUGCCAGUUAUAUAAGCACGCGUGACAGCCGCAUGGAUAACGCGCUACUGUUUUCAUCUCGGAGGGUAGAUCUUCAAAAUCAUCUUAAUCAAAUUAUUUUCGUCGCGGAAAUACUUCUGCGAUACUGGUUAACACUUUAUCUACCGCCCGUGGUAGAUAAAAUUGACAUACAUUGUCGAGCGAUAAUAUGUAACGCAAAAUUAUUGAUAGACGUUGUACCUGUCGAUUUUGUUGUCAAUACAUUGAUCUGCGCAUCUUGGCACAAUGCCAUGCAACGUACUAACACGAUAAAGAUCUACAAUUGUACCAGCAGUACAUUAAAUCCGAUUACAUGGGACAAAUUUGGAAACCUCGUGAGGAAACACGCUAUAGAAUAUCCAUCGAAAUACGUGAUGUGGUAUCCAGGUUUCACAUUUAGGACAAACAAAUUUAUUCACGCUAUCAUAGUGCUCACGUUGCACUUUUUCCCUGCAUUUAUCGUAGAUCUUAUACUGAGGGCUCAAGGUCACAAACCCAUGAUGUUGAAGGUGGCCAAACGGUUCGAUCGCGCCGCCAAAGCCGGGGAGUUCUUCGCGAUGAACCAGUGGAGAUUUCAUUCGGGUAACAUGACGAAAUUGAUGAAAUUUGUAAGAGCGUCCGAAGAUUGUGAUAAAUUUGAUGUAGAUAUUACAAACUUGAAUUGGGACAUGUACUUGCGUCAGCACAUGUUAGGAAUCCGAAAAUAUAUCUUGAAGGACAAUCCAGAUACGUUAAAAAACGCCCAAAAUCGAUUAUCGAGAUUAUACUGGCUUCACAAGGCCGCGCAACUCAUGGGAAUUAUAAUAGUCCUAUCCGUCUUCCUGUCGCUCAUAUAUUUCAUACUUCGCAUAUCCCGCUUGAUCGUUUAAAAUGACCCCCACAUAUCCCGGUAGCCGGCCCCCACAUAUCCCGAGAGACCAAAAAGGAAUACGGACGAGGAGAUCGCGAAGAAAAUGGAGAAGAAGCUGCUGAUGGAUACUACGGACGAGGACGAGGACCAGAAGAAGAAUUGAGAUGAUGUGAAGGGUUGGGUACGUCCCUGUAAAACGCCAUAUGUUCACCUUGUUGUAUGUGCCAUGAUGUAUAAGUGUCCGAAGUAUUGUGUAUGGCAGAAUGUAAAGGUUUUUGGAAACGUUUUUACUAAAAAAACGCCUUUCCAACCCCGGAAAGGGAGUGAAAUAAAGACUGAAUUGAAUUGAAUUGAAA